AUGACGGAUACAUCUGAUAUAUUAUCUUUUGGAAAUAUUAAAGGUUUAGGGCUUCAUGACUCGGGUAUUUUUAAAGCUAGUAAAGAUCUAUUUGGUUGGAAAAAUAGAAGGACAAAUGCAACUUAUCAUUAUAAACCUGAUGAAAUAUCUGCAGUACAAUGGAUACGUGUUGGGAAUGAAGAUAAUAGUCACCAAUUAAGAUUAUUUUUAAAGGAGAAAAAGGAUUGUAUAUAUUUUACUGGAUUUAGAUCAUUAGAUUUCCCAAUUAUUGAAAAACAUUUUAAAACAUAUUAUAAUAUUAUUAUUAAAGAAUUUUCUGUUAAUACCCAGGGAUCUAAUUGGGGUAAUGCUAUUAUUGAAAAUGAUACUUUUUGUAUUAAAAAUGAUGACAAAAUAUUAAUGUAUAUACCAACAACUCAAAUUAAUCAAAUAGCAUUACCUUCAAAAUCUGAAAUGGUCUUAGAAUUUAGUGGUGAAACAAAUAGUGAGGAAAAUGAUGAUAAACUUGUUGAAAUUCGUUUUUUUAUACCUAAUAUAGAUCAAAAUGAAACUGAUAAUAGUUCAAAAGUUGAAUUAUUAAGGAAUCAAUUAACUUUAUUAUCAGGAAUAGGAUCAAGUGGCUCAGUUGAUAAAGUUUGUCGUUGGAAUGAUAUUCAUUUAAUAGUCCCUCGUGGUAGAUAUGAAAUUGAAGUUUUAGUAAAUAGUAUGAAAUUACAUGGUAAAUCAUUUGAUUAUACAAUUUUAUAUCAAUCAAUAUCUAGAAUGUUUCUUUUACCACGUCCAGGUGUAACACAUAUAAAUCUUGUUAUUGCAUUAGAAACUCCAGUUAGACAAGGUAAUACUAAAUAUCCUUUUAUUGUUAUUCAAUUUGAUACUCAACAAGAUGAAGAUAUUGAAAUACCACUUAAUUUAUCUGAGAAAGAGAUUCAACGUUUUAAUGGUCUAUCUACAGUUAUGGUUGGUAGAUUUUGGGAUAUUGUAACUCGUAUUUUUAAAGCUUUAACUGGUCGUCCUAUAGUUGUUCCAGGUGAUUUUAGAUCUGCAUCUUCUUAUCAUUGUAUUAGAUGUUCAUUUAAGGCUCAAGAUGGAUUAUUGUAUCCUUUAAACCGUAGUUUUAUUUUUAUUACUAAACCUGUUAUUAUGAUUCGUUAUGAUGAAAUACUUAAUAUUGAAUUUUCUAGAAUGAGUGGUAAUCAAACAAGAUUUUUUGAAUUAUUUGUUACUAUUAAAGGUGGUGGGGAUUAUAGUUUUACAAGUAUAGAUAAAGCAGAGUAUAAUCCUUUAAUUAAAUUCUUACAAGAGAAAAAUAUUAGAAUUAGGAAUUUACAAGAAGCUAUUGAUAAUAAUUCACGUAGAAAAGGUAGUUCAAGGGAAUCUAAGAUUUCCAAUAAAUCUCAAACUCAAGUUAUCUUAGGUCAAGAUCUUCCUAGUGAUGAUGAAGAUGAUGAAGAUUUUGAAAAUAAUGAAGAGACUGAUUCAUCUGAAGAUAGUGACCUAUCUGAGGAUAGUGGUUCAUCUGAGGGUGAUGAAGACUCUUUAUCAGGACAGGAAGAUGUAGAUUCUCAAGGUUAUUCUUCUGAUGAAUCUUUAUCUCCUAAAAAGAAAAAAAUAAAGUAG
Molecule: messenger RNA, 1617 nt
Organism: Cryptosporidium muris RN66
Lineage: Eukaryota; Apicomplexa; Conoidasida; Eucoccidiorida; Cryptosporidiidae
Product: FACT complex subunit SSRP1, putative
Exons: 1
Coding region: 1-1617 (538 amino acids)
Cellular component (GO): FACT complex; nucleus
Molecular function (GO): nucleosome binding; DNA binding; histone binding
Source: RefSeq, a predicted model, not a curated record